Messenger RNA from Strongylocentrotus purpuratus (purple sea urchin), 6760 nucleotides. RefSeq names its product MAGUK p55 subfamily member 7. The record is from RefSeq and is a predicted model, not a curated record. NCBI's taxonomy places the organism in Eukaryota, Metazoa, Echinodermata, Echinoidea, Camarodonta, Strongylocentrotidae. Gene Ontology annotation, cellular component: plasma membrane; cell-cell junction. The coding region runs from base 171 to 1994 and encodes 607 amino acids. The transcript is spliced from 16 exons. Gene Ontology annotation, molecular function: protein binding.
GUUUCGCUGUGUGUUGUCGGUUAGCAAUAUUUUUCCGGCCGACGUGAUCGCCGUGCAUGCAUGAGAAGGGAUUUCAUAUGCAUUGCCUUUUCAUUUUUUAUUUUCAUCCAUGUUUUGAGUGGAUUUUCCACACCUCAGACCGGUAUAGACCCUGUUGGGGCCAGGUGUGAAUGGCUUUGCAACAGUUGCUGGGCUGCUUAGAUCAGAUAUGUGGAACAAUAGGUGAAAGACAUGAGAAUCAAUUAUUCCUGAGGAACCUCUUGAACAACAAGGAACUAGCAGCACUUUGUCAGGCUCACUCAAUAAUUGAAGAUUUCGAUGACUGGAAGUAUCCACCAGCUGAUAAUAAUGCAUUCCAAAUGCUGUAUGAGGUCUGUGAAGAGAUGCAGGGAUUUGUCAACAUGCCUGAAGUCAUGGAACUUUGCUGCCUGCUCACUAGAGCCCACAUGAGGGCAGUAUUUGACAUCCAUGACCAGAUUGCCAAUAAGGACUACAUGCCAGAGCUCCCUCCAGAGUUUCCAGGAGAUAUCACUCCCUUGUGUAGUGAUGAGGAGGAGGCAGGAGUGAAGAUAGUCAAACUUGUGAAGAGUGUAGAGCCUCUGGGAGCUACAAUCAAGUAUGAUCCGAAGACUGGAAUGAUAGUAAUUGCAAGGGUGAUGCACGGAGGAGCAGCUGAUAGAAGUGGUCUGAUCCAUGUUGGUGACAAAGUUCAGGAGGUGAAUGGGAUCCCUGUGAAGGGUAGGGAUCCAGAGGAAGUGACCCAUUUCUUGGCCUCCCUGGAUGGUUCCAUCACAUUCAAGUUAAUACCAGCUGAUAUUGAUACAAAGAAGAUACCACAUAGCCAGCAGAGCCAAGCCACUACCACACCCCUGCCUCCCUUUGGAGCCUCUGUUGCACCCAGCAUAUCGAUGGAAGACUUCACGGGGGCUGGUGAUUUUGGCAAGAUAAAGAUGCGAGCCCACUUUGACUAUGAUCCCUACAAGGAUGAGCUGAACCCCUGCCCUGAUGCUAGUUUAUCAUUCAGGAAAGGAGACAUCCUCCAGAUAGUGGACCAAGGUGACCCUCAUUGGUGGCAAGCCAAGAAGCUGGGAGAGAAAGGAUUAAGGGCUGGACUUAUCCCUGGUAGACAGCUUCAAGAAAGGAGGUUGUCUAACCGGCGAUCCAUCAUAAAUGGGAGUCUCGGCAGCAAUUCAUCUUUAGAUUUAUCAUUCAAAAAGAGUAGUGUGAGAAUCAAUGUCAGAAGUAGUUUCAGAACAAACAAACGGAAGGUCAAGAAAGUCAUGUAUCAUGCAAAACAGAAUGAAGAUUAUGACAAUGAAGAAGUUUUAACCUAUGAAGAGGUAGUAUUAUACAAACCGCCUCCUUCAAGACCCAGACCUAUUGUGAUUAUAGGUCCUCCUGGAGUUGGUCGUAAUGAGUUAAAGCGAAGACUCAUUGCCUGUGACCCAGAUACUUUUAGCAGUGCAAUUCCCCACACUUCUCGACCCAAGCGCAUCAUGGAAGAGGAUGGGAUGGAGUAUUACUUUGUCUCCAGAGAGGUGAUGGAUAAAGCAGUGGAAUCCAACCGCCUCAUAGAGUAUGGGGAGUACAAAGAUCAUAUGUACGGCACCAGUAUCCUAGCAACCAAGAGGGUGAUAGAUGAGGGUCAGAUCUGUCUUCUCUGUGUUCAUCCUCAGGCACUGCGGAUCUUAAAGCAGUCUGAGCUGAAGCCAUAUGUAAUAUACAUCAAGCCUCCAUCAAUAGAUGUGCUGAGAGCCACAAGAUUGUCCCGCAAAGCAAUGGUCACCAUGGAAAAGUCACACACAAGGCCUUUUGCAGAUGAAGAUCUUGUGAACAUGGUCCAGGUUGGAAAGCGAAUGGAAGCAAUGUAUCAGCAUUACUUUGACUGUACCAUCACUAAUGACAACCUUCAACGUACCUUCAUGGAGCUGAAGUCAGUUAUCUCCCGUGUACAGACACAGGAACAGUGGGUCUCUAGCAAAUGGCUGAGGUAGACUUUGAUCCUGAGACUAUGGUCUUAUUUGCACAUGCUAGACUUGGACUGCACAUCGGUUUACAUGCACAGAUCAGUUUAGUUCAACACUUCAGUCUAACUUGCUCAGACUAGCUAGUGGUUGAGAUAGAACAAAAUAUAUCUUUAUAAAAACCAGCAUACACUGUAUAUCAACAAUUGUUCCUGAUAGACAAGGACUACACAUCUAUAAUCAAGCCUGCACGGAACUAGAGAUAGGCCAAAUUUCAAACAUAACUAAAGGACCAACUGUUUGUCCCCAAGUUGAGCAAGGAGUAUUUCAGAAAGGACCACUCAUUAUAACUUAUAUUCUGAAAUUACAAGGAUAAGUGCAUGCAUUAUUCCUCAGUUGAAGGAAAAUAAAGCCUUUUUAUUGUGUGCUCCAUUUGCAUGUUCAUUGUCAGUAUUAUUGAUCCUAUUCACAGACCCUUUUAUUGCACCUUUUGAUCUCCACUAUCCUUGAGGCUACAGACCUCUAACAAAGUUCUUGUUUAAGAGGAGUAUAAUGAAAGUUGUACCCUCAAAAAUUACAUCUUCAUGUUCGUAUCCAAAAUAGAUCAGGUUACAAAAAUGUUGAAAAGGUAGUGAUUUUUUUUGCUGAAUUUGGAAUAGUUCCGUAAUUUCCCAUAAAUAGUUCUUGCCUCCUAAUUGUAUCUUGUAUUUGAUUAAUAUGUUUUUUUCUUCAUCUCCAUCCAGCAUACCAAGACUAUACUGUGUUAUUAGAUUAAAAUAAUUUGAAUUGAUUGGAGGUGUUGAUUACAAUUUUAUAUGUGAUCUUCAUCUUACAAAGUUAUAGUUAUUUGUAAUUAUUUGGGAAAGCUUUUGAACCUGAAAAGAUUUAGAGAUAGUACUUAGCACAUUGCAUUAUCUUAUUCAGAUUGUAUAACCUGGGGGGUGUUUCACAAAGAUCCCAAGUCGUACUUAACUCUAAGUUCGACUUAAAUAUUAUGGAGAGCCAUUUGUAGCCUUAAAAUGAAAUAUAUUCAAGAGCAAAAAAUCAAGUAUUGUAGACUUGUCAUAAAUUCCACAUCAAGAACAUGAAAUCUCCAUGAUAGUAGAACAUACAAAUGAUUCGAAUCAACAUUUUAUGCCUUCUUAAAUAACUUUUACAAAAUAUUUUCAUAGAUGCUAAUGGCUUUCCAUAAUUUUUAAGUUAAACCCUAGGAACUUUGUAAAACAUCCCCCAGGCCUGAUAAAAACCAGAUUCAAAUCGGUUUUCCAAUUUUUUUUUUUCUUCUUUUUUUCUCCUGAUUUUUACCCUCUUUUUCUCCAUUAAUAAUAAUAAUAAUAAUAGGCAUUUCUAUAGCGCCAUCUAUCUAGAUAAUUCUAUUCCGAGGCACAUUUAUUAUAACCCUCGCUUUAGCCUAUUCUUCCUUAUUCUUCCCUAUUUUUCCCUAUUUUCUUACUCAAAAGGGGGGAAUGUUGUUAGAUGCCAUUUUUUCCCCUGAAUCCUCUCUUCUUUUUAACUCAAGGGGGGCAUGGUUUUUUUAGUGCUCACUAUCACCCCUGUAUAACCCAUACAUCUUGCAUACAGUGUUCUUAGAGUGUUCCAGAUAAUUGCUCCCCCUCAAAACAAAGAUACAAACAAAAAUGUGUCAAAUGCAUGCAUGUUGUUGUAUACAGCUGCAAUUGUAGUUGUCUUUGUGUAUCUAUGUAAUUUUUUUUAAAUCUAUGUAAAGAUGCUUGAUGUGAUUAUUUGGUGCUUUUGAAUUUGUUGAGGUUCAUUCAAUGUAGAUCAUGUAAAGUGAGAAGAUUAUAUCAGCUUUUGGAAGUUAAUGUUUGUUGCUGCUUUUUAAAAAUUGUACGCCAAUAAGGACCAUAUAUCUAUAGAAAUGAGGCAGCUAGACACAUUUUUACUUUUAAUUGAUCAACAAGUUUUAGAUUAUUCAGGAUGAAACAUUUGGAAAUGUGUUUUAAUCAAACUGAACCUAUUUUCAUCAGUUUAAUCAAGGCAAUUGUGUACUUAUCUGUAGAAGCCGAGUCAACUCUUUUUGUUACAUAUUCUUUCCAAGGAAAUAUAAGGAAUGGGUGAAAUUUCAUACAUUUGUGAAAGAUAGAUGGAGAUAUAUUUUUUAAAUAUAAAAGUGUUUAUUCCUUGCUGCUCUUGUACCACACAGUGUUUUCUCCAAUUAGUUCAGUUCAAUAAUAAAAGUCAUCUAGACAACCAGUUCAAGGGAUAUGUGAUAUAAGUGCAUUUAUGAAAGGACAGUUUUCAGAGGGUUCUAUGUUUGAAACAUGUUGAGUGUCAUUGUUUUUAUGAAGAUUAGCUCAUUCUUUUGAUAUCAGACUCCCUGCAUGGACCUAGGAGCACCUUCUGAAUGACUUUGCUUGGCAUGCUGCAGGCAAUACUGGGGUGCUUCACUCAAUAUUUGGAGUGAAAAUGAGCUUAAGUAAAUGCAAGCACUUCCCCCUCCCCCCCUCAAGUUACAUGUAUCUACAAUAUUCAGAAAGCACCUUUUAGUUAAUUUACAAUGAACGAUGCUACACAAAUGUACCCAAACUGGAGAAAUAAAAAUGGGAAAUAAGUUUAUUUUGUAAGAUAUUUAUGGUAGGCAUUAAAGAUUAAAUCCAGAAGGAAAUUAUAGUUGUGAACGAAGAGAAUAUAGUGCCUUUAAUUAACAGUGCUUUUUAAACUUGAAAAGAUAAAUGAUAAAUAAGAAGGUGUAUGUACCUUGUAACAGAUGCUGUUGGUUCCCACGCAGCCAAGAUAUUGAUACUACUGCAAUACCAAGUCUGCGGGACAAUUAUUAGGUUGUGCAAACAUUGUAACACUUCUGUGUGUAUGCACGCAGUGAGUAAGUGAAAAAGUUUGAAUAACAAAAUUGUAGAUUAUACAUGUAAUGAGUGAUUCCAUGCAAUGUGUCCUGUACGACACAGUCUGUUUUCCACAUAUUCAUUUUAACUUGAAGAAUAUCUUGAUAUGACCAUGGAAUUAUGGUGCUUUCUGGUAUCACAACCAUAGUCUUGGUCAUGUCUAGAGAUUUUUCAUUCACAGAUGAAAUAUAUGGAUAAAUGUACAGAAUCACCCUAUUGUUUUUAUUCUUGCUAAUGGUUUGUAUAAUUUUAUUUAAUGUUCAUCUCAUGCUAGAUUAAUUUUUAAUGUUUUAGGGCUUUAUGCAAUAUACAGAGUAUUUUCUUUUCUUUCCCUUUUUCAUCAUUUCUAUACUGCUUUCUUGUCUCCCCUGACCUAAAUCUGUCAUUUUUUUAAAAAAUUCUGUUCUCAAAGUUUCUAUUUCUCUAUUUUAUUUUAAAUUAUAUUUUUCCUUAUUUAUUUUCUGCUCUCUCUCUCUCUCUCUCUUUCAUUCUUUUUUUUUUCUUCUUUUCUUCUUUCACUUUAUUUAUCCACAAUCUUUUUCAGCUCUUCUGUUUAAACUUUCUUUACCACAUCCAUCUGAUCUAUAGAUUUAUAUUCAGGCACUUACAUAUUCCAAGUUUUAGAAUUGAACUGAUGCAUAGUGUUUGUAGUAUAGUGGAAAAGGACAAAAUGGCAGCAUGUCUGUUCGAAUUAUCUUUAUGAUACUGCAAUGUCUUAUACUGAAUGUUUCAUGAAGCCGUUAACCCAGAUUUGAAAAAUUAAUGUGGAGAAGCUCAUUGUGUAUCUUGAGUAAAAUUUGUAACAUGUAGAGUUGUAACUGUAUGCUUUCCAACUGUAAUUAGGUUUCCAGCGUCAUGCAUCACUGUCUUCAAGUUUUGUGAAGAAUAAACCAGUUCGUAAUUAGCAUAUAUUACAAAUGACCCCAAAUACCUACAGAUCUUUUAAACUUGGAUAGGUGCCACUUUGAGCAUGUAGAAAAGUUAAUGCCAUGGUCAUGGAAGUGCUUCAUGAAUACCUUUGCCCAUUUGAAAAGAAUACUUCCUUGUGUGUAUCAUGAAAUGCACCAUUGGUGUAUAAAUGAAUAAUGAUUUAUAACUUUCACGAGCACCAUCCAGUGUUCAUUUUGUGGGUUUUACAUUUUGGUACAAAUGACCAAAUUCUGCUCAUGUGCAGGAUUGUAUGUACGAACUGGCUCAUUCCAGUUGGCUGACUUUUCUGUAAAGGCUAAUAUGCACUGUGUGUGUGAGGGGGGGGGGGGCGUGGCACUGUCCACCUCCUGGAUUACCAUUAGUCAUAUAAUCAUUAACUGAUUUGCAUUACGCUUGAUUUUUUUUCCUCUAAUUGUUAUGAUGAGAUGUAAAAUAAUAGUCAUCUCUCUGCUUACUUUCACUCUUAUAUUUCACGAGAGUCUUGUCUUAAAUUUGGAAACAUAUGGAGAGAAGGUAUCGACAGGUAUGCCUUAUCCAAGAAGUAUGAGCACAAUUAGGCCUGUGCUCUCCUAAGAUUCCAAUAGUCGAGUUUCAUGUUGUGUGAAGUUCUUAAGAUUAAAGAUUGUGUCUGGUUGCUCAAAAGAAACAACUAGCCAUAAUAUUGAAUGUGAGCUAACCAUGUACAAAGCUAAGCAGAACUUUGGUGCUCAAUGGUGCAUGACCUUUUAGAAACAUCAAGAUAACAUUGAAAAGCCAAGAAAUUAGUCUUUCAGAUCAUGUGAAUUUCAUUGCUGGUAUAUAUACAGGAAUUGUUCAAAGUAGUUGGGUACACCUAGGUACACAGUACACAGUGAUGUACAAUAGUACGACAGAUAUACAUGUAUGUAUAUAAUCUCUGUUGGGGGGGGGGGCAGGGGUUCAUAAAAACUUUGGCUAUACAAGAUGUGUUACUAACAUUGUGAUAAUCAUCUAAUAAACAAUAAAGAAAUUCAUGCUUUAACACGA